AUGAGCGACCUCGGGAAGGAAAAGGCCCCGGAGACCCUGUCCGAUGACGACUCCAGUGACUCGUACUACAAGUCAAAGUUCAAAUUCAAAAAAAAUUCAAUAGAAAUAAAAAAAAAAAGUCUACUAAAAAAUAAAAUAAGGAAGAAUGAUAUCGAGCAGAUAAUUAAGAACGAUCCCAUCCUGAGUAAUAUCAACAGGGCGCUCGACACUAAGGGGGAGGUCUUUUGCCUCGCCACGAAUAAUGAUAAUUCGAAAGGUGAUCUCAGCUAUACCUCUGAUGGUGUCGAUCAGAAGGGGCACAACGAGAAGAAUGAGCAGAAUGGGAAGAAGCCAAAAAACGGAAGCGUCGUCUACUUCAAGGAACCUACGCUAACACACAAAGAAAUCAACCUCGAGGAUAGCGAACAUGCGAAAACGGACAAACGCGAAUAUCCCAACGGAACAGACGGAACAGAUGACUGUGCUCCACUAAAAAAUAAAUGCGUCUCUACGAGUGGUGGCACGAAAAAGAAUUCCCUUUCGUCUGGCAAAAAUAAAAACAAAAAAAAAAUUGCAAUUGGUGUCCUCAACGAUGCAUACAGAGUGGACGGGGCAAAGUCUCCACCGGGGGAUGCUCCAAGAUGUCACAUUGGGAAAACCCUCACAACGAAUGACGAAAAGAAAAAGAAGGAAUUAUCCCCUCUGGCCAUUAUUAAGAAGCACGGUCGACUGGUAAACCAAAUCAACGAAAUACACAUUAGAAAUGAUGAAGAAAUUGAACACCUUCGAAACGAAUAUGCCUCGCUGAAAAAUGACCUGCACAAAAUUAUGAGCAUAAUGAACGUAGGUCAACGGGCUGUUUCUUCUUUGAAGUGA
This is a messenger RNA of Plasmodium knowlesi strain H, 855 nucleotides long. Its product is annotated as conserved Plasmodium protein, unknown function. Lineage: Eukaryota; Apicomplexa; Aconoidasida; Haemosporida; Plasmodiidae. The transcript is spliced from 2 exons. The record is from RefSeq and is a predicted model, not a curated record. The coding region runs from base 1 to 855 and encodes 284 amino acids.